This is a messenger RNA of Ipomoea nil (Japanese morning glory), 884 nucleotides long. Its product is annotated as mavicyanin-like. Gene Ontology annotation, molecular function: electron transfer activity. NCBI's taxonomy places the organism in Eukaryota, Viridiplantae, Streptophyta, Magnoliopsida, Solanales, Convolvulaceae. The record is from RefSeq and is a predicted model, not a curated record. The coding region runs from base 375 to 812 and encodes 145 amino acids. Gene Ontology annotation, cellular component: plasma membrane. The transcript has 2 exons.
UUCCAUUCUAGUUCUUGUAACUGUACAAACGUUACAACUUCCAUAUUUCCACUUCCCAAGUGUGGAUAAACAGUUACAUCCAUCCAUCCCUUCAUUUUCUUUCUCAUAAAAGACGAAAUUUCCUCGCCCUAGGACUCCCACACCCCGACCUAACAGGAUAGUGGAUGUGUAAAUCACGGUUACUCAACAGCCCAGUGCCCAUAAGGGGCCCACCGCGUUCGGUGUAACUCCCACUUCCGUGCGGUUGCCACAAUUUACUAUCCAGAAACCAACUUAGUUGCCUGUUGCGGGCUCCAUUUCUUGAUUUUGUGGUUAACCCUACAAAUUGCCCACAAAACCCACUUUCAAAAUCUACGGAUGAGAGCAAAGCAAGAAUGGGAAUGCAAAGGUGCAAAUUUGUGGUUGUAGUUGUAGUGGUGAUUGCUUUGAAGUAUCAAUCAUUUGCAGUGCAACACAUGGUGGGAGAUGACUCUCAUUGGACAAUUCCACCCAACAAUGACUUCUAUAGUAAUUGGUCAUCUUCCCAACUUUUCCAACCUGGAGACACUCUUUUGUUUGAGUUUGAUGAAGUGUUUUACAAUGUGAUGCAAGUAUCAAAAAGAGAGUAUGAUGACUGCACAGCCAAUCAGCCCUACCAAGCUUUCAAAGAUGAUGGUCCAGUGACCAUUAACCUCAGAGAACCAGGAAUCUUUUACUACAUUUGCAGUGUCUUGAACUAUUGUUCACUAGGCCAGAAACUUAAUGUUACUGUCCAGCUGCCCAAGUCUUCGCCGUCGUCACCGGUGCCAGAGACUUCUCCGGCCCGUAGUUAAUGCUAUGAACUGGUCAAACCUCGUUCACCAACCUAUGUCACAAUGACAAUGAAUAAACUCUAUUUAUAUAUA